Molecule: messenger RNA, 2950 nt
Organism: Rana temporaria (common frog)
Lineage: Eukaryota; Metazoa; Chordata; Amphibia; Anura; Ranidae
Gene: TMEM63A
Product: transmembrane protein 63A
Exons: 23
Coding region: 113-2473 (786 amino acids)
Cellular component (GO): plasma membrane
Molecular function (GO): calcium-activated cation channel activity; nucleic acid binding
Source: RefSeq, a predicted model, not a curated record
GCAGAGGAGCACAGCGCGCAUGCGCAAUACAUGCCCUGCCUAGGAGUUUGUGGCCCCGCCCCCAGCCCGGAUUUCGGGAGAAGCAGCUGGCUGCAGAUCCCUCCCGAAGACCAUGCAUUUUUUUUCUUCUUCGGGUUCCAUCUCCUCCUCCUUUUCCACGUGGAGUGAGGCUCGUUUGGGAAACUCUUCCAAUCAAACACAGCCGUAUUGUUACAGCGGACACCCGGGGAGCACGGUGCUGCAAGGAGUUACUUUUGGCGGAAUCCCUACAGUUUUGGUGAUAGAUGUCGCCUGCUUUGCGCUGUUACUGUUGCUCUUCUCUUUUAUCCGUAAGAAGUUCUGGGACUAUGGCCGGGUGGCCCUUGUAUAUGAUGCGGACAGUCCAUAUGAUGCGAUCUCACCUUCAGUUGAUGAGGAUUUGAUAAAAGACAAGGGCUUCUGUUCCUGGCUAUCGGCCCCGUUUAGCAUGAGUGAUGAAGACAUCUAUGAGCGGUGCGGGGAAGAUGCCUGUCACUACCUGUCUUUCCAGCGCCACAUCAUAUGCUUCUUGGUUGUUGGCAAUCUCCUGUCCAUGGUUGUCAUAUUGCCAGUUAAUCUUUCUGGCAGUUUGUUUGACGCCGAUCCUCUAAGCUUUGGGAGGACUACAAUUGGUAACCUGCAGGACGAUGACAACCUCCUGUGGCUUCAUACGGUGGUCGGAGUGGUCUUUCUGAUUAUCAUAGUCUUCCUCAUGAGACAUCAUACAUCUGCCAUCAAGUACAAAAAUGAAGAUACGGUGAAACAGACGUUGUUUGUCACAGGACUGCCACAUCAUGCCAAAAAGGACUCUAUCAAGAAACACUUUACUGAGGCGUAUCCCACUUGCCGAGUGCUCGAUGUCUACUUGUGCUACAAUGUCUCUAAACUAAUCUGGAUCAACAGAAACAGGAGGAAAGCCGAAAAGAGUCUGUGUUAUUACAACGAUCUCCUCAACAAAACUGGAGUGCAUGCAUUAUUAAACCCGAAGCCCUGCGGCCAGUUCUGCUGCUGUGUGACACCGGGGUGUGAGAGGGAGGAUGCUAUUGAAUAUUACACAAGAAUGAGAGAUAAGCUGCUGGAAGAGUAUACAGAAAAUAUGGAGAUAAGUCGAAAUGCACCACUUGGUAUGGCCUUCAUUACAUUCUCUGACAAGUCAAUGGCAACAUUUAUCCUGAAAGAUUUCAAUGCCAUCAAGUGUCAAGGAUGCAAGUGUUCCUCCCAGCCCCAACCAUCAAGUCUCAGCACAGAGCUUUCUGCCUUGCAGUGGUCUGUCUCCUAUGCCACCUCCCCAGAAAAUAUCUCCUGGGAGAAUAUGUCAGUGAGUGGAGUAAAGUGGUGGGUACGUUUUAUUAUCAUCAACCAUACCCUCUUUAUUGUGCUGUUCUUCCUAACAACGCCAUCAAUUAUUAUUACUACAAUUGACAAGUUCAACGUCACAAAACCCAUCUAUUACCUGAAUAAUCCGGUCAUCAGCCAGUUCUUCCCAACCUUGCUGCUGUGGUCCUUCUCUGCACUGCUGCCCACAAUGGUCUACUACUCCACUCUCUUUGAGCUCCACUGGACAAAAUCUGCAGAAAACAGAAUUGUGAUGCACAAAAUAUACAUCUUCCUGUUAUUCAUGGUCCUAAUUUUGCCAUCGCUUGGCCUCACCAGCUUAGAUGUUUUCUUCCGAUGGCUGUUUGACAAGAACCUGGCUGGUCCCUUAAGGCUGGAGUGUGUAUUUCUUCCUGAUCAGGGGGCUUUCUUUGUCAACUACGUUAUUGCGUCUGCCUUUAUCGGGAACGGAAUGGAGUUAAUGAGGCUUCCAGGGCUGAUCUUGUACACCAUACGCAUGAUUAUGGCCAAGUCUGCUGCGGAAAGGCAAAACAUUAAACAGAACCAGGCUUUUGAAUUUCAGUUCGGAUCGAUGUACGCUUGGAUGCUUUGUGUUUUCACAGUCGUCAUGGCUUACAGCAUCACAUGCCCCAUUAUUAUGCCUUUUGGUCUAAUAUACAUGCUGCUUAAACAUCUGGUGGAUCGGUACAAUCUAUUCUAUGCUUUUCUGCCCACCAAACUGGACAAGAAGAUCCACUUCUCAGCUGUCAAUCAGUCCCUGGCUGCCCCCAUAUUGUGUCUCAUAUGGCUGUUUUCCUUCUCUCUCCUGCGGCUCGGUUUGAAAGGCCCUACCCUGUUUACACUGUUUGUCAUCCUCCUGACCAUUGUAGUCGCCACCUUAUAUUCUUGUUUUGGCUACUUCAAACAUCUCAGCCCACACAAUUACAAGAUAUUGGAAUCGCAGAUUGGCAGAGAGGCCCCCAUAGAGGAAGAGGACAUUCCUCGGCAGUCACCUAUGUAUGUCCCCAGUGUAUUGCGUUCUGUGGAUUUGGAUAAGGAAACCCACCGAAACUAUGGAAGCAUGGAAGAGUCAACGGAACCUGUCGCUACAGACGACCAGCAAGCAUUGUUUACUGAGUAACUCUAAGACUUGAUGUAAUAAUCACAAAGUGCCACAGGAGGGAGACAUUGCUCCUCUAAAUCUAUGCAAUAGGAAAUAAUGUGUCUAGAGAUGGAGAAAGCAUUCAUAAAAGGACUUUGGACUUUGCAGCCCUUCCUGAGCCAGUUAGGUCACAAAGAGGAAAAGUGUUGGAAUGCCUUUAGGAUCAGAUUAUGUUACAUAAAGAUAAUUUGUUACAAAAGUACAGUAUAUACAUCUUCUGGAGCAAGCAGUGUUCCCAGCUGUCCAUGCACAGUGCUACUUUUUUUUUGAUUAAUAGAGACUGGUAACACUUAAAUGAGGGAAUAUUUUUAUUGUAUGAACAUUUCACCAAAAACUUUACAGCACAGCUGGAUUUGGUCGUAUCUGGGAGAUACUGUUGUUUUUUUGAUCUGAAGGUUAAUAUUUUUCACUGUAUAUUAAAUAUGCCAAUAUAUUUUAUUAUUGUUGAAAAUGUUG